AAAUCUCUUAUAAAUGAUUCCAACUUGCUCUAAUGAUUAUGAUUACAAUAAUUUCAAAUCUAACAAUGGAUAUCCUUAAAUCUUAAUAAAUCAUAUUUCUCCUCUUAAGAAUAUAUUAGCACCGAGCAGGUAGGAAAUAUUAAUAGAUAUUCUACAAAGCAAGUUUAAUGGAUUUAUCAAAGAAGUAGAGAUUGCAAAAUAAAAGAUUAUUAAGGUGAUUAAAGAUUGUUCAGAAAAUAAUAUAUUUACAAUAUUAGAUAAACCCAUGAAUUUUGAUGAUUAUAUCAAUUUUAUAGAAAACAACACCAAAAAUUAUCUAAAUGAGAUUAAAAACCAUCAUAAGUUAACUAUAAAUUUAAUAACUCAAGAAAGUUCAGAAAUUACGCAUUAAUCAUCUUCUUUUGAUAUGCAAUAAAUGUGUGAUAAAUGUUAAUUGAUGGUUGAAAAAGACUUAGUGUCAUUAAAUUGUUUUCAUUGCUAUCAUUAAAAAUGUGUUGGAGAUUAUAUUAAGAUAUAAAUUAACAAUAAUUGUAAAACAUUAAGAUGUCUAAAUUGUUAAUAAAAAAUUAAUACAUCCAUUCUAAGAAAAUUUGUUCCAUUUUAGUUAAUAGAUAAAAUGUUUAAGGAACAAUUAAAAUCAAUUAAAAAUAGUUUCUUGUAAAAUUAGAUUUUCAGUUGUAAAAAACCUGGAUGCAAUUACUUUUGCAUUCGACAUCAUGGAAUAAAAGGAUUGAUAAGAUGCUAAAUAUGCGAAAGCAUUAUAAAUAACUGA
Paramecium sonneborni is the source of this 772-nucleotide messenger RNA. The record is from the annotation of a GenBank genome assembly. NCBI's taxonomy places the organism in Eukaryota, Ciliophora, Oligohymenophorea, Peniculida, Parameciidae.